Messenger RNA from Pelobates cultripes (western spadefoot toad), 9002 nucleotides. NCBI's taxonomy places the organism in Eukaryota, Metazoa, Chordata, Amphibia, Anura, Pelobatidae. The record is from the annotation of a GenBank genome assembly.
GUUAGAUUAAAAACAAAAGAAGGAAGGUAUGUAGAAGAGGAUAAAGGUCUAUCUGACUGCCUCAAUUAAUAUUUUUGUUCUGUAUUUACAGAUGAAAAUGAAGGAAAGGGACCUCAGUUGAGAAAAAGGAUAAAUGAGUCAUUUAUUACACGUGAGUUUACAGAGGAAGAGGUUCUAUUUCAACUGUCAAAAGUAAAGACAAAUAAGUCAAUGGGACCUGAUGGAAUACACCCAAAGCUAUUAAAAAAGCUCAGUGGUGUACUAGGAAAACCAUUAACAGAUUUAUUUAACCAAUCGUUGUUAACAGGAAUAGUCCCAGAAGAUUGGAAGUUAGCGAAUGUUGUGCCCAUUUACAAGAAAGGUAAUCGGGAGGAGUCGGGCAACUAUAGGCCAGUAAGCCUUACUUCAGUAGUGGGGAAAGUGAUGGAAACCAUGUUAAAGGAUAGGAUUGUUGAGCAUCUAAAAACACAUGGAUUUCAAGAUCAGAGACAGCAUGGGUUUACUUCAGGGAGAUCAUGCCAAACUAAUCUUAUUGAUUUUUUUGAUUGGGUAACUAAAAUUAUAGAUCAGGAAAACCACGAGAGAAUAGAGACAGAGUGAUUGAAGAGUUUGAAGUAGGAAAGCAUGAUCAAUGGAGUCAAAAGCAGCAGAGAGGUCAAGAAGAAUUAGUAUGGAGUAGUGGCCUUUGGAUUUAGCUACGAUUAUGUUGUUAGUAACUUUGAUACGAGCAAUCUCAGUAGAGUGGAGAGGGCGGAAGCUAGAUUGAAGAGAGUCAAGGAGAGAGUUUAAAUUUAGGAAGUGAGACACCCGGGCACAGAAAAGUCUUUCCAGAAGCUGUGAGGAAAAAGGGAGCAGGGAUAUGGGACGAUAGUAGAGGGGGAGGAUGGGUGAAGAGAUUUUUGUUUUUGUUUUUGUUUCUCAAUACUGCAUGAAUUAUUCUAAAUAUUCAAAUAAACCAUGACCCAUACAAAUUGCAUCUUUUGUUUAUUUUCAAUGUUGGUAUGUAAUGUUUGUGUGUCAGCUUGUUCAUAAGUCCAUCUUAUUCUAUAACUUUGUGCCACUUAUUGAUGGUUUCCAAUAAUUUUAUAGUUCAUGUUUUUUUGCACAAUUGAUGUUUCCUUGUAAAAAUCCUGGAGUGCUGUGUGUUUUUGUUUCCUUUUUUCCCCCUAAUUUGAAUACUCUUUGUUAUAGUUUUUUUUUUUUUUUUGUUAACCAUUAGUCUUAGUAGAAUUUUUAUUUGUUUUGUAUAGCAAUGCACAGAAUAUUGACAUGAACACUAGAAGCACUUACUAUCAGUAUGAUGAAAGUUACAAAUUGAGAAGAAGAAGUCCUUCAACACCACGGGAAUCUACUAGCACUAUGACUUAUACUGCCAAGAAAAAUACAGAUAACAAGAUGAAAGGCAAUCAGAAUUUAGAUGUUGGUGAACGAGGUCGAGCAAGAAGCAGACAUGAUCCUGAUAAUGACAGAACCUCUGAUGUUGAAAAAAAUAGUGACUCCUAUUAUUCUGAUGAUUAUGACAAUACAACGUAUGAGUCUGACCAGACACCAACACCAAGCUUUAAGUCUAGAUCUCCGCGUGGUAAAAAGGUCAACCCAAAAUUUAGGUCUUCUACACCAGAGCAAGGCAAAGGUUGGUAUUCUGUUCUGUUCACAUGUGAAGUAGGGUCUCAGAACAAGGACGCUGGCUGUGUAAUCAUGCUAAGUUUACAAGUAGGGGCUAAGUAAAGUAUAAUACAGAGCUUUGUACACGAGGCAAGGCUAGCAAUGUAACUCCUAAAUGUUAAAGAACUGAACACUGGGACGGCAUGGCAUGAUCUAUUCACCAAAAAUAUAUAAUUAAGUUAAAGUUCUUUUGGUGCUUAAAUUAUCCCUUUAACAAAGUAUCAAGUAGGAAUGUGGUUGGUAUUGCCAGAACUAUACAUUGUAAGUGAGAAGAUGAGUUAAUUGGAUUUGGUGUGUGUAGAGCCACCCAUCCAUCCAUAAGACUUUUGUUUACAAUUUUUAGGUUGGGUUUAAAGGGUUACUCAAACACUUUUUUAAAAAGACCUAUAUUUAAAAAAAAAAAAAAAAAACAACAACUUGGAAAUGCCGUAUUGGGCAUUAAUGGCUAGGUCACCCCUUUCAAACCUGCAAAAAGACGUGCUGAAUCUUUCAGUCUGUUUCAUUUCUGGUCUUCUGACUUUUUAGCAUGACUUUUGGAUGUGCUUGGAUAUGGAGACUUUCCUCUUUCUGGUAUCUUACAAAAUUUAUUUUUAAUUUCCUUUUUUUUAUUUUUACAUACAUUUUUGUUAUUGAUAAUGAAGAGGAUAUAUGUUUUUAGUACAAAGUUGAACCUUGCAAACCAUGCACAGCAUUUUCUUUUCACUGCUGUAUUUGACAAGCAUGUUGUGUAUUGCUUAUAAAUGUACAGUUCCUUAUUCCAUGCCUGCUGCCACAUGGGAGUGAUAACAUGAGGGAAUAGUUAAAACAUAUGCCCCUGUUUUUCAUGUGAGAUCAGCUGUGGAUUGUUACAUUUCCGACAACAGGAGUUGAGUGUUAUUAACACUUAAGACGUUGUUAUGGAUUGUUAGAUCCAUUUUAGAAAAUCAUAAUUCCUUGUUGAUGUAGUUUAUGUAUGUUGUGGCCAGGGCCGGACUGGGAAAAAAAUUAGACCCGGGCAUUUUUUUAAAUCACAACAGCCCACUGAAAAGGGGGGCGGGGCCAGAUAGGGUGUGUUUUGUCAUCCCCAAUGACAAGCACACCCCAUCUCAAACUGAGCAUGUUGGUUCAAUGCUCUUCCUCUUAAAAUAUAACCCCCUCUUUUUUUGUUUGCUUUGGUAAACAUCGGGAUAACAUUUACUUGGAUGAUGGAACAAGGAAGCUCUUUAGACAAAAACAUGUUUGCUGCAUUGUUUAGCAUGACACUACAAGCACCAUAAUCACUACUUUAUUGUUAUUUUGCUAUGAGUACAGCCCCUUCAAUUCUGUCAAGCCAUUUUCAGUUGAUAUCCCUGGCACCUAUAGCCACCGCCUUUUUGUGGGACAUAACAUUGAGAGUUUAAUUUCCUCAUUACUGAGUAAGCAAUGUGUGUUCAUGCUGAGCAGUGAUAGAUUCAGAACUGUCUGCAUUGAUUCAGAGUGGCAGGAUCCUUUUACAACUCAGAAUUGCACUAUACUGUAAUGUUGGUACAUGUACUUGCAGAAAUGCAUCCAGAAUAUAUGGUAAGAAAAAACACAAAUGGAGUAAGCAGUCACCAGGAAAGGAUAUUGAUGGCAAUCGACUAUAAUUCUCAGUUAAUGAGCAAUGUUAAAGCAACACUAUAGUGCCAGGUAUACAAACAUAUAUUCUUGACACUGUAGUCCUGAAGUGACUUAACAGUAAAAAGGUGAUCUUUUCUCUCACACUGCACCGGUCUCACCGUGGGUGGCUCUGCCUCCAUGGCUGAAAUGAUCAGUCUUGAUUAUCUGAGCCAAUCAAAUGCUUUCCCAUAGGAAAGCAUUGGGAGGCAAUAGUGCAUGCGCCAAUCAAUACCACCUCAUAGAGAUGCACUGAAUCAAUGUAUCUCUAUGGGAAAUGUUUAGCAUCUCUGUGCAUUGAGUGGAGAAACUGAACACCAGUGGUGCACACUUUGCAGCCUUGGACUAGGAAGCUUUUUUUUUUCUCUGAAAAGGUAUUGUUUACAGUGCUAACACUGCAGGGACAUGCCAUAGAUACCCGAACCACUACAUUACACACAGGCAUCGAACAGAAUACAAUGACUGUUUAGGACCCCACCUGCAGGGAGUCAAAAAUAUAUUUUACUUAUCUUUUAACUAUUGCAGCUUCGGUGUACGCAGGGAAGGUCCCCCUCCAUUGCUGAGAUCAUAGAGGCCGAUGAUCAUAGCCAAUACGAUGCUUUUCAGUAGAAGAGCAUUGGGAGGCAAGUGCACGUGCACGGCAUAACACUAAGCUGUGCCAAUCAGGUGGUCAAUGAGACCAUCAGAUUGAAAUAGUAGAUUUUUUAUUCUGCCAUUUAGAAUGAAGCGCCUCUAGUGGCUGUCUGAGUGACAUCUACUAGAAGCAUUUAAACCCUGCAAUGAAAACAUUGCUGUUCUGCAAAACAGCAAUGUUUUAAAGGGACUCUCCAGUGCCAGGAAGACAAAUCGUUUUCCUGGCACUGCAGGUCUCCUCUCCCUCCCACCUCCCAUCCCCGGUUGCUGAAGGGGUCAAAACCCCUUCAGUGACUUACCUGAGGCAGCGGCGAUGUCCCUCGACGUUGCUUCUGAGUCCGCCCAUGCUCCACCACGGCACACGCGCAUUAGACCUCUCCAUAGGAAAGCUUUGAAAAUGCUUUCAGUGCUUUCCUAUGGGGAGUUUAGAACCUGUGCUAUGAAGCAGGAAGUGCCCUCUAGUGGCUGUCUAGUAGACAGCCACUAGAGGAGGAGUUAACCCUGCAAGGUAAUUAUUGCACUUUAUGAAAACUGCAAUAAUUACACUUGCAGGGUUAGGUGUAGUGGGAGUUUGCACCCAGGCAACUCCAAUGGGCAGAAGUGGUCUGGGUGCCUGGAGUGUCCCUUUAACAUGGUGUUAAAACUGGGGUAGGAGGGGGGAGAGGCAUUGAAAUUAAGUGGUCUGGGUGACUAUAGUGUUGCUUUAAUAAUCAUCUAAAUUCAGGACCUUAAAGUGCCUGCAUGUAUUUUUUUAUUUUAUUUUAUUUUUUGAAUGCUCCAAAAAUAAGUAGUUGGUUUUUUUUUUGCUUUUGUUUGUUCUUUUUAUAAGGUACAUUUUUUUGACCCUAACGUUUAUUGCUGUCUAUGUAUUUAAUAUUUUAUAGGUUUCAGAAAAACAGGAUCCAAGUUUUUAUCAAGUAAAAAGUUACCUCAAAGGGGAUUUCGUUCCCAGAGUCUUAACAAGGAGUCUCCUGCAAAAGACAUAAAUCUGGUAACCAAGAGAGUCCUUUCUGCUCGACUCUUGAAAAUAAAUGAGCUUCAGAAUGAAUUGACAGAGCUGCGCAUCAAACUUGAGGAGCUUCAAAAAGAAAACAAGACCCUGAAGAAAUUGCAAUUCAGGCAAGAGAAAGCACUAAAUAAAUUUGAAGACACAGAAAGUGAGAUAUCACAGCUAAUAUCUCGGCACAACAACGAGAUCCGGACUUUAAGAGAGCACUUACGAAAAUCCCAGGAGAAAGAAAGGAAUGCGGAAAAAAAACUUAAAGACACAGAGGAUGAAUUGUACAGGACAAAUGCCACGUUAAAGAAAUUGAAACAGUUGUCUGAAAAUCGUCACUUGGCUGAGCGUGAAGAGCUAACAAGGAAAGUGGACCUUCUAGAAAGCCGGCUGGAUGAUCGGGAGAGAAAAGUCAAGGUACAUUAUUUAAUUUCUCUUAAGUCAUUGUUCAUUUUCAUUGAUUAUACAUACAGUCAUGUUUUUUCUAAUAGAUGAAUUAAAACUAUCCAGUUUCAUUAUUUAUGAACUCCAUAGUGAUUCCUGAUGCACCCUAUUGCUGUUUGAUAGACUUAUUCUACCAUGGUUGUCCUGUUCAUGAUGACCCACAAUGGAAUAAUUAUGUCACGUACAAGAGAUUGCAGCACAAAGUGCUAGGAGCUGCAUUUGGAAGGUUAAUUCUGUUGCUUUGUGCCUCUGCAUUUUCCAUCUGUAAAGGACACUGUCAAACUUAAAUAAAAGCGGUGUAAUGUUUCCAAAAUGUGUCAAAUAACUGUAUUCUCAAUAUUUUAUAUCAUCCUGCAUAUUUUGUGAAACAGUAUUUUAUACAAAUCAAACCCUUCUGGCUAGAUAAAGUUGUGUGUGUGUGUAUAUAUGUAUGUAUGUAUGUGUGUGUACACACACACACACACACACACACGUUGUUGGCAAACCCGUGAUAGGCAAAAGUUUGUUGAGGUGUGCCGAAACCGACAUAUGCUGUAGACCAGUAAAUAAAGUGGGCAAAAAUGAAUACAUAUCAUGUUCAAAAUGCGUUGUAUUAUGUUAUUUACUCAAUAAAUGCAAGUACAUUAAGAUGACAUUUUAACGAAUGCCCUUCAUAUUUUCAGUACUGGUUGGGGUAUGUAUAUUGUAUAUGCUGAUAACUUCCAGCGACCUAGAGUUUUUUUUUGUUUUGUUUUUUAAUUCUUUAUUUUGGUAGUGCAUUAUUCAGUACAUAGCUUGGCAUUAACAUGUUAUUAGAUUGCGUUACAGAGUAUCAUGAGUAAUAACGUUAUACAUGUUAAGAUUGCUGCACAUUUUUUUUUAUAUAAGACAAGAAGUGUUAACGAAAUGGUUAUAUUCAUUGCUUAUGGAGGGAAACUAGUGUACUGCCACAUGCUGCCUAUUGAAUAUGAUUACAUGUGUCGAGGAUUCAAGCUGGAUAAUGCCACAAAGAGCUCUAUACAACGUGCUAGCGGGUAGGUAGUCUAGGACAUGAGAUUAAACACGUAUUCAAGGUGAGGUCACUCAUUAACGAAGCUCCUGGCACAAAUCAUCAGCUAGAGGAUAGCUUAAUUAACAUAGCAAUAUAGUGUGCAAUAGUAAGUGUGAAUAUGUAAAGAUUAAAAAGUCAAAAUUAAAACCACCGGCGAUAGACCUGUCCUUAUGCAUGUCACUGUCCCCAUAGUGUUGCUUGUUCCAUCUGUGAUGUAACAUAGGGGGGCACUGCGUGGUCGGCAAGUCCGAGGCUGGGGUCAGCCAUCUUCAUUAGGGGACGAGGUAUGGAGGUCUGUGUAUGAGAGUCUCAUGGUGUUUGCGAGCCGCUCGUUGGUUAGUGGCGUUUAGUGAGCCGAUGGGCUUUAUUGCUUUGGCGUCGGUUUAAGUCAGUGGUUUGGUAGGUUUUCCGUAGCUGCCGCCAGUGGGUUGCUUCAGUCGGCCUUUUUCCAGGCCCAGCCUCAGGUAUAUCAGGUGAGUGGUGCUUCCAUGGGCUCUGUUCGCCCACGAUACCUUCUAUCUCCUGCUCCAACCCGUUCUCCAAGCAGUCAGAAGGCAUGAUCAUGUGCAGGCUUAUUUAGUAAGGGUAUGGUUCAGCGGGUUGUUUUCGUCUGCAGGCAUGCAAGGUUUGUGGUGUAGUGCAGAUCGCAGUGCGGCCAUUUUAGAGGCCCAGCUCGUGGUGCGCGCCUCCAGGUAGGUCCGGUGCUGGGCUUUGUAGGGCGAUGAUUCCCUCCGGUGGGGACCGGGAUAACCCCCCCGGUCCAUGGGGGGGAGGCGAGGCCUGUGAGGUGCAUCACAAGGCUGUUGCGUGGCGGCCAGGUUCGCAAACAGGACAGCGGCCGUCCGUCCCGUUCUCCACCCUCAUAGGCCGCAAACCCUGAAGUCCCGUAUCGCCCGCAGGGGGCUCUGGCACUCCCGAUCUCAGGGUCUGCGGUGGCUCCAGCUUCUGCCCGGAUGCUUGAUAUAGCUUCAGGUCACUUAGCUUGCUUUAUUGCUUAAGUUUUUAGCCAUAGUGGACCAGAUUGAUCAGGAGCCUCUCCGGCCUGCGACCGGUCAGCAUGGCGGUCAGGCCCCGCCCCCAGCGACCUAGAGUUUUAAUGACAUGGACUGGAACGUCCUGGCUUGACGCCGUAGAUGCGGCCCCUAUCCUAAACGAGUGUCCUGAAUAAAGGCUAGGGUUCAUACCGAGCCUUGUUAACAAUAACCGUACGUAUAACAUGAACUUAGAGGUAGUGAGUAUAGCCCUGUGAAGUGACAGUAGCGGAAGAGAUGUGAUAUUCGGCACGGUAAGGAGGUAGGAAUCGAAAACCUUCACCGGGCACCAUAUAUUAUUCGUGGGAUAGUAUGGAAUGUGGACGGGUUAACGCAGUUGACUAGUUUUGGCCACGGGUAGAGUCAGUAUGUAAUUAUAUUGAUGUUUAAUUAGGUAGGAGCUUUGAAGGCAACCUUGUGCUUUGUGUUGGCCACUGAUGGUGAAUUCUCAUGGCCUCAGGAAACCGUAAAAGACCAGAUAAAUAGCGGUUUUAAUUACUGUUAGUGAGGGGAUUAAAAGGGGCUGAAUCGUGCAUAUCAAACAUUUUUGAUACCCUUAAGUAUAGUCUGACUGGAUAGGAUGAAAUGAAACGGGUGGUGUUGGAAAGUAAAGAAACAUGUGAUGUUGGAUGCCAGUCAGGCAUAACUUGAUAUAGUGAGCCUAAAUUGAAGGUGGCAAGAAAUAAAGUAGUGAACACAACAGAGACAUAAUGAUCAACAUUAUGUAAUGAAGGACCACUUACCUGUGAUGUGAGUAGUAAUGGAGAGACUUGGUGACAGCAAUUGCUGGGAGACCACAAAGGGCACAACAAAUACCUUAGAACCUGGAGGAGUAAUACCGUGUACAUUAAAUAGCGGAAUCUGACAGACACGUGAGCCCUACGAGGGCUAAGGAAAUUGUUGUAAACAUGUAAGUGACAACCAAUAUAUACCUUGCAAACAAUUGAGGGGUAACACAAGCGACUUAGACUAAAGCAGGUGGCAUGAAUAUCAAAAUACCAUCAUAUGACGUCAACCAUAAAUUAGUAGUAUUGAGGCAUAUAGAAAAAUUCUAAUAAUGCAGAAACUCCUGGAAAGUAAGUGAAUCGUGAACCUGUCACAUGUAUAAGCUUGUUGCCUGAAAAUAAUGGGAUAGCCCGGAGACAGAUAAGUGAUGAAUGUAGAUAAGUGACUAAUAUAUCGAGGGACAAAUUGAUAAAACCAACUUAUAUAGGGGAAAUAAUAUAGUAGAAAGGGUUGAGAACUGGAAAAGUAUCAAUACUGAAGAAAAACCAAAAGAAUAGCAUAGGUGACUAGUAUCAGUAUCAACAAGAAUAUGAAAAGUAUCUACAAGGACCAUAACGGUGGACAAUUCAAGCUAACAAGUGUAUGAGAAGCAAACCAACAACCCCUAAUCAGUAUAACUAAACCAAAGUAAACCUUUGUAAGCCGAUGAGUCCUAUGAGGGUUGUAGUUAAUGUACGUAUAGUGAAUUUAUAUAAAAGUUAGUUUAUAUUUGUAAACCAUAUGUGUAGGCCCAAGUUGGGCUUGACAUGAUUGAUCCAGUAGGGGGCCCAAGACUUACAAUAGAAGUUGUUAAUAUGUUAAA